AUGCCAUCCCAUCCCCGUCAAAAGCGGCACAUACGAUCCCGCACGUCAGAUGAAGAAUCCAAUAUCGGUUUGAUCAAGCAACACCCUACCUUGAGUCGAUCAACCACCUCAGCGACUAAUCAGAUACCUAUAAUAAAGAACCCUGAGAUAUCCAAGAAGAAGUUAAUCGGAUGGAGGGUCGGUAUAAUUAUUUGUUGGUUCAUAUCGGUUACUUUACUUUACUUACUCACUUGUUCGAAUUUACUUUGGAGAAAUACCUGGUCAGUCGUCAAAGUACAUCUACCAAGUAAUGAAUGGGGUUCGGUGGAAGGUAAGGCAAAGGAGAUAAGUGAUAAUGUAUUGAAUCUACCGACUGAAAGACAGCAAAUAGAAGAUGAUAACAAGGAUGAGGAAGAUGACGAUGAAGAAGAAGUGACUGAUGGAGGUUGGUUGACUGUUAACAUGUGGGGGUGGUGUUUGCAGGAUAUACCAAAGACUGAGAUCAUCUGUUCAGGUGAGAAUAUGUUAUUCGACCUGGAAGAGCUUUUAGGCGAAGAGUCAAGAUCAAGUGCUCCUUCAGGUGAUGAUUUCAAUUUUCUCUUAACUCAUGGACUGAUCAUACAUGGAAUCGCGAUGGUGACAGCAAUGAUUGCUAUAAUACCCAUUUCAAUUACCACUCUUAGGAUAAUACGUGCCAGGCAGCCCACGGUACAGAGUGGUUGGUUCGAACAUGGCACUUUGUUGACUGCUUGUACACUCUGCUUGAUCGCUUAUAUCAUCGAUAGAAUACUGAAAACAAGCGUAAAGAACGAUCUGCACGAUCACAGAGUAUUAUCAGGUCAAGCACUAACAGUAACGGGAAUAUGUACAAUCUUAUUGUUAAUAACAUUCCUCGUAUCGUCCAUUCCUCCGUUCUACUUUCAUAUGAAACGACAAUCUCAACUAGUAAGAUACUGGGAAGAUCUGGAGGAUUUCGAUGAGGCUCUAGCGGAUGAGGACGAGUCAGAGAAAAUGGAGAAAAGGAAAAGACCAAGAAAAGUAAGGAGAUCCAGGACCAAAAGGGCUGCAAGAGCUUUGUUUGGAAGUAGGGACAAUGGAAUGCAAAGAGAAGGAACGUUGAGUAGGUGGAGAAGUAGAAGGAAGAAGAGAAGGGAUGAUAGCUAUAGAUAUAGGGACAGACAUAGGGAUAAGGAGGAUGAAAGACGACGGUAUGACACGAAACGUCGAAGGAGAAGAAGAUAUAGAGAUAGUUGGUAG
Kwoniella botswanensis is the source of this 1236-nucleotide messenger RNA. RefSeq lists its product as uncharacterized. Bases 1 to 1236 code for a protein of 411 amino acids. The transcript has 7 exons. The record is from RefSeq and is a predicted model, not a curated record. Lineage: Eukaryota; Fungi; Basidiomycota; Tremellomycetes; Tremellales; Cryptococcaceae.